Messenger RNA from Xenopus laevis (African clawed frog), 1184 nucleotides. RefSeq names its product proteasome subunit alpha 5 S homeolog (gene psma5.S). Gene Ontology annotation, cellular component: cytoplasm; nucleus; proteasome core complex. Bases 75 to 818 code for a protein of 247 amino acids. Gene Ontology annotation, biological process: protein catabolic process; proteasome-mediated ubiquitin-dependent protein catabolic process; ubiquitin-dependent protein catabolic process. The record is from RefSeq and is marked provisional. Lineage: Eukaryota; Metazoa; Chordata; Amphibia; Anura; Pipidae. The transcript is spliced from 8 exons.
CCGCUUUACUGUGGUCUGCCGGUUCUGUCUGUCGUUAAUUGAAAAGAUUGCCAUCGUCCAUUGUAUCUGGAAUCAUGUUCCUAACCCGCUCCGAGUAUGACAGGGGGGUCAACACAUUCUCUCCCGAAGGCCGACUGUUCCAAGUUGAGUAUGCAAUCGAAGCCAUAAAGCUUGGUUCAACAGCAAUUGGGAUCCAGACUGCAGAGGGGGUAUGUCUAGCAGUUGAGAAGAGGAUUACUUCCCCCUUGAUGGAACCUAGUAGCAUUGAAAAAAUUGUAGAAAUUGACGCGCACAUAGGUUGCGCCAUGAGUGGAUUAAUAGCAGAUGCAAAGACAUUGAUUGACAAAGCCCGGGUGGAGACACAGAAUCACUGGUUUACAUACAAUGAGACCAUGACAGUGGAAAGUGUUACACAAGCUGUUUCCAACCUAGCUCUGCAGUUUGGAGAGGAGGAUGCUGACCCUGGGGCAAUGAGUCGUCCAUUUGGUGUGGCUUUGCUUUUUGGAGGAGCAGAUGAAAAAGGACCUCAACUAUUCCAUAUGGACCCAUCAGGAACUUUUGUUCAGUGUGAUGCCCGUGCCAUUGGCUCUGCAUCUGAGGGUGCCCAGAGUUCUUUGCAGGAGGUAUAUCACAAGUCCAUGACACUGAAGGAAGCCAUUAAAUCUUCCCUCACCAUUCUGAAGCAAGUGAUGGAGGAGAAGCUGAAUGCAACAAACAUUGAGGUAUUUAUUAAUUUGUUAUCUGUAUAUUAUUUAUUAAAUGGCUGUAAUAACACAUCCCACCCAACAUGGGCUUCAUUCACUACUGCUUAUUUUUAACUUAUGUUUAUUGUUUUUAAUAAAUUACUACUUCUUAUUUAACAGUUUUUCUUAUUAAACUGUAGAAGAAAAAAUGAAUGGUCACCACAGGAUGUACAAUUGUCUUGUCACUUCAUAAUAUGUAGGAACUAAUUUUUUAUUAUUUUUAAUAUCACUUUUUGCCACCAAUCAUUUGGAGAAAUUAACCCUUAAAACGAAACAAAUUUACUGCCCCAGCUUAAAGGUAGUAAUAUCUAUUAGUACUGAUCUAGACCUUCUAAGAACAACAUCUGAGCAGCUGUUGAGCACUGUGAGAUAAACCGUUUUUAGGGGAAAAAUGAAGAACUUAAAAGUAUUUGUGUAUACAUGUGUGUACUCUUCUAAAAA